Molecule: messenger RNA, 2364 nt
Organism: Nicotiana tabacum (common tobacco)
Lineage: Eukaryota; Viridiplantae; Streptophyta; Magnoliopsida; Solanales; Solanaceae
Source: RefSeq, a predicted model, not a curated record
AGCUUAUGGUUUCAAAUGUGCGUUUCUUCAAUUUUCCUUUUCAGGUAUAAAGAUGCUUUGGGAGGCUUGUGGGUUGUCCUGAUACUGUUUGCUUGCUACACAUUGACUGAAAUCCUUCGAGCUCUGAGUAGCACCUGGCUAAGUGUCUGGACAAAAGCAAGCUCCUCAAAGAGCAAUGGAUCUGGAUUCUAUAUUUUGGUCUAUGCUUUUCUGUCAUUCAGUCAGGUGAUAGUAACACUGGCCAAUUCCUUCUGGUUGAUUAUCUCAAGCCUAAAUGCAGCUAAAAGGCUUCAUGAUUCCAUGCUACAUUCUAUACUUCGAGCACCAAUGGUAUUCUUCCACACUAAUCCAUCUGGACGCAUAAUCAACAGAUUUGCAAAGGAUCUUGGUGAUAUUGAUCGCAAUGUUGCAAAUAUUGCUAAUACAUGUCUCAGCCAACUGUGGCAGCUUCUCUCAACCUUUGUUCUCAUUGGAGUCGUCAGCACAAUAUCUCUGUGGGCCAUAAUGCCACUUCUAGUCCUAUUUUAUACAGCCUAUUUGUAUUAUCAGAAUACAUCCCGUGAAGUGAAACGUCUAGAUUCCAUUACCAGGUCCCCUGUGUAUGCACAGUUUGGAGAAGCUAUAAAUGGUUUAUCAACCAUCCGUGCAUAUAAAGCACAUGACCAGUUAGCUGCCACUAAUGGGAAGUCUAUGGACAACAAUGUCAGAUUCACUCUUGCCAACACAAGUACAAACCGCUGGCUGACCAUAAGGCUUGAAACACUAGGAGGCAUAAUGAUCUGGUUGACUGCAACAUUUGCCGUUAUACAGAAUGGGAGAGCAGACGACAAGGUUGCGGUUGCUGGUGCUAUGGGUCUGCUCCUAAGUUAUUCUUUAAAUAUUACUACUUUACUCAGCAAUACUCUGAGACAAGCAAGUAGAGCUGAAAAUAGUUUUAAUGCUGUUGAGCGUGUUGGCACAUAUAUAGAUUUGCCAUCAGAGGCUCAAAAUGUCAUUAGCAGCCGGCCUCCUCCAGGCUGGCCAUCAUCAGGGUUCAUCAAAUUUGAAGAUGUUGUCCUACGUUACAGACCUGGACUUCCUCCAGUCUUGCAUGGUUUGUCAUUUACAAUUUCCUCAGGUCAGAAAGUUGGCAUUGUUGGAAGAACUGGUGCUGGAAAAUCGAGCAUGCUUAAUGCCUUAUUUCGAAUUGUGGAACUUGAAAGAGGGAGAAUAUUGAUCGAUGGUUGUGAUGUUGCUACUAUCGGACUGACAGAUCUUCGAAGUGCUCUUAGUAUCAUACCCCAAUCACCAGUUCUUUUCUCUGGUACUGUACGGUUUAACCUUGAUCCUUUUAGCGAACACAAUGAUGCUGACCUAUGGGAGGCAUUAGAGCGGGCACACUUGAAGGAUGUCAUAAGGAGGAAUGCUUUUGGUCUGGAUGCUGAGGUUUCAGAAGGUGGCGAAAAUUUCAGUGUUGGACAGAGACAACUUUUAAGUCUUUCUCGAGCAAUACUGCGAAGGUCAAAGAUCCUUGUUCUUGAUGAAGCCACAGCAGCUGUUGAUGUUAGAACUGAUGCUCUUAUUCAGAAAACCAUACGAGAAGAAUUCAAAGCAUGCACAAUGCUCAUUAUUGCUCACCGUCUAAAUACCAUAAUUGAUACUAAUCGUAUCCUAGUGCUUGAUGCUGGACAGGUUGUUGAGUAUGAUACUCCACAGAACCUCCUGCUUAGUGAAAGAAGUGUUUUCUCUAGGAUCGUUCAGAGCACAGGGGCCGCAAAUGCCCAGUAUUUACGUAACUUAGUACUUAAUGAGGAGAAAGAGCACAAGUUCAUGAAAGAAGAAGUCAUGCGUAUAAAUAGGAAGAGAAGAUGGAAGGUAUCUUCCCAGUGGAAUGCUGCUGCACAGUAUGCUCUUGCUACAAAUAUUUCAGCUUCACUGAACGAUUUUCAAGUGACGGAAUGUCAAGAUCAAAACAACAUUCUGCGUGCAGCAAAGGACGCGGUUGUAACUCUGAAGGAUGUUUUGGAGGGCAACCAUGAUGAAGUUAUUGAAGAGAAACUAAGUUGCUCUAAGGUGCCUAGAGAAAGAUGGUGGUCAUCUUUCCUUAGUGUUAUUGAAGGUCUCGCCGUGAUGAACAGGUUAAGACAUGACAGAGUUCCUCAUUUUGGAGAUUGUUUGGAAGAGGGAUCAGAACAUCAGAAUCUUGAUGAAAUCUAGCUAGAUAUCUUCAGGUUUGUCCUGCUAUAGGUUAGCUGGCAAUAUUGGGUUUGAGCUACAUAAUGAUAGCAAAUAACAAAUUUGUUGUUCGAGACUACAAUAUCUUAUUCUUUUAGCAUAUUUGUAUGAAUUUCUUAAGAUAAAUUUUAUUUUCUAAUUUUUUUUUUU